Nasonia vitripennis (jewel wasp) is the source of this 1026-nucleotide messenger RNA. Its product is annotated as prostaglandin reductase 1-like. The coding region runs from base 1 to 1026 and encodes 341 amino acids. Gene Ontology annotation, biological process: prostaglandin metabolic process. Lineage: Eukaryota; Metazoa; Arthropoda; Insecta; Hymenoptera; Pteromalidae. Gene Ontology annotation, cellular component: cytoplasm. The record is from RefSeq and is a predicted model, not a curated record. The transcript has 4 exons. Gene Ontology annotation, molecular function: 15-oxoprostaglandin 13-reductase [NAD(P)+] activity; 2-alkenal reductase [NAD(P)H] activity.
AUGGUUCGUGCCAAAAAGUAUGUGUUCAGAAAAUAUUUCUUAGGAGAACCAAAAGCAAGCGAUUUUUCGCUGGAGGAAGAAGAUUUACCUGAUAUCAAGGAUGGAGAAUUCCUCGUCGAAGCCGAAUAUCUCUCUGUGGAUCCAUACAUGCGUAAAGUCUCGUCCAGCCUACCUUUGGGCACGACGAUGUUGGGCAGCCAAGUGGCACGAAUCGUCGAAUCGCGCAAUCCAGAUUACUCCGUGGGUAAGCACAUAGUCGGCUACAUGGGCUGGAGAACGCACACAAUUAUGCACCCGGAUAAUUUCGAGGCUCAUUCAUUCCUUGGCAGGCUACCUUAUCUCAUGCCGGACUUAGGCGAUCUGCCGGUAUCUGUGUCACUUGGAGUUUUGGGACAACCAGGAUUGACAGCUUACUUCGGAUUAACAGAGAUUUGCAAACCUAAAAAGGGCGAUACAAUCGUAGUCAGUGGAGCAGCUGGUGCAGUUGGUUCCCUCGUCGGUCAAAUGGCCAAAUUAUACGGUUGCAGAACCAUUGGCAUUGCUGGUUCUACUGCCAAGUGCGUUUGGCUUAUAACCGAACUUGGUUUCGAUGCAACGAUCAACUACAAAGAAGACGAUCUUUUCGAAAAAUUGAAGGAUGUUGCUCCGAUGGGUGUUGACAUCUACUUCGACAAUGUGGGCGGAGAAAUUUCCAGUGCGGUAAUAUAUCAAAUGAAUACUUUCGGCCGAGUGGCCGUCUGUGGCAGCAUAUCCUCGUACAAUCACCCAGAUCCGAAAAAUCUACCGAAGUGUACAAUUAUUCAACCUCCGAUUGUAUCAAAGCAGCUGUCCAUCCAGGGAUUUCUGGUCGCGCGAUGGAAGGACCGCAAGGACGAGGGUUUGGAAAACAUCUGCAAGUGGUUACGAGAAGGAAAACUCAAACACAAGGAGUCUGUCACAGAGGGUUUUGAGAAUAUGUUUGAAGCAUUUAGGGGUAUGCUUAAGGGAGAUAAUUUUGGCAAAGCGAUUGUCAGGAUUAAACACUAA